CUCAUUGAGUUUUGGAAGAUAGGUCGUAGUUCUGCAGAUUUGUUAACAUUCAGACAUUGUCAGAUUGUCAAGUUAGCUAAGGUCUGUUUUAUUACUGUAUUAAUACUGCGCUGCUGUAUUGUGCUAUAACUCUAGGAACUUAUACAAAAAGACGAGUUCGUUGUCAGACUAGGCUAUUACAGUAUUAACUAUUCUGUUGUUCUGCAACUGUCAGACUGUACAAGGAAUCUUGGCAUCAACAAACAUGACUCACCAAGCACAAUAUCUUCCUGAAAGCCGCAAAAAAGAACUUGCGGAAAUUGCGGCGAAGAUCGUGGAAGGAGGACGUGGAAUACUUGCUGCAGAUGAAUCCUCAGGUACAAUGGGAAAAAGAUUGUCCCAGAUUAAGGUAGAGAAUGUAGAAGAAAAUCGCCGCCAGUACAGAAAACUUCUUUUCACUUCUGGUGAUCAAAUGAACAAAAGCAUAGGAGGAGUUAUCCUAUUUCAUGAAACUUUAUAUCAAAAGGACGACAAUGGAAAGUUUUUGAGAGAUUAUCUUAAAGAAAAGGGCAUUGUUCUUGGAAUCAAGGUGGAUAAGGGUGUUGUACCAUUAGCAGGAACCUUCAAUGAAUGUACAACUCAAGGUUUGGAUGGACUUGGUGAAAGAUGUGCUCAAUACAAAGCUGAUGGUUGUGAUUUUGCAAAAUGGCGAUGUGUUUUGAAGAUCACUGACAAGACUCCAUCUCAACUUGCUAUCAAUGAGAACGCCAAUGUUCUUGCUCGUUAUGCUUCGAUUUGCCAGCAGCAUGGCAUCGUACCCAUUGUUGAACCAGAGAUUCUUCCAGAUGGUGAACAUGACCUGGAAAGAUGCCAAUAUGUUACCGAAAAGGUCUUGGCCGCUUGUUACAAAGCCUUGAGUGACCACCAUGUCUACCUUGAGGGAACACUUCUCAAACCAAACAUGGUCACUGCUGGACACAGCUGCCCAAUCAAGUACACGCCACAGCAAGUUGCUGAAGCUACUGUCACUGCUCUUAGAAGAACUGUACCCUGCAUUAUGCCAGGCGUCACUUUCCUCUCUGGUGGUCAAUCAGAGGAAGAAGCUACCGCUAAUCUUAAUGCUAUCAACAAUGUACCUGGUAUCAAACCAUGGGCCCUCUCGUUCUCAUUUGGCCGUGCAUUACAAGCAUCUGUCUUAUCAGCAUGGGGUGGAAAAGCUGAAAACACGGAUGCCGCAAAGAAGGCUUUGCUUUACCGUGCACAGAUGAACAAUCUCGCAGCACAAGGAAAAUACGAAGGCGAAGUUGCUGGUGGAGCCGCAGCUCAGUCUCUUUACGUCGCAAAUCACCAAUACUAGUUCUAUACUCUCAUAAGUUCACAUAUAAUCUUCUACUCCAAUCUCCACUAAUUAUAUAUAUUUACAAUUUCGCAUUGCUGGUGCCAUAGGAUUUUUGUGCUUCUAUGUUUGACCAAUCAUGUAAUUAUAAUUAAAAUAGCUUUGGAGCUAAAUUUUUAUUCAUACAUUAUUGGUCAAUAGUAGUGUCAAAUGGACAGCAAGUUUGAGUUCAUGCAUGCAUUAAAAUAAUCUCUGUAAUUUUAAGUGCAGUAAUGUAUACAAGUGUUAUUGUUUAUUCAAGAAAUUUCCUCCGAUAGAUUAGGACUGUCAAGGUAGUCCGCCUUUUUAGCACCUUAAGUUACAAUACUGUAUUUAGUUCCGUAUAUGUUUGGCCUAAUUAAAUUCCUUGAAAUAAAUACGAGUUCAAUGGCA
Styela clava is the source of this 1747-nucleotide messenger RNA. Its product is annotated as fructose-bisphosphate aldolase C-like. The record is from RefSeq and is a predicted model, not a curated record. Gene Ontology annotation, molecular function: fructose-bisphosphate aldolase activity. Gene Ontology annotation, biological process: glycolytic process. NCBI's taxonomy places the organism in Eukaryota, Metazoa, Chordata, Ascidiacea, Stolidobranchia, Styelidae.